Molecule: messenger RNA, 1866 nt
Organism: Hemisphaericaspora subhashii
Lineage: Eukaryota; Fungi; Ascomycota; Pichiomycetes; Serinales; Debaryomycetaceae
Exons: 1
Coding region: 1-1866 (621 amino acids)
Source: RefSeq, a predicted model, not a curated record
AUGACUCAUACUAAAAAAUUAAUAGAAAUUCCCAAAACUCAAUCUUUCACCAAUUCAAUUAAACCAGAUAAUCGAAUCCCCACCAUUGAAACCGCACUUAAGAAUGAAAAUGACAUUACAACAACCCCUAGAAACCUUCUUUCCGGGGCAUUCUCAUGGACAUUGCCAACACCAAGAAAAGAUUAUCAAUACCUAACUGCCAGUGAACCUGCUUUGGCUGAUCUCGAUCUCGAUCCUGAUCAAGCCUCUGACCCCGUGUUUCAAUUGAUCAUAAGUGGAGAAAUAUAUGAAGAUAAAAUCACCUUCGAAAAAGAAGGGCUUCCUAUGCCAUAUUCUCAAGCAUAUGCCGGAUGGCAAUUCGGACAAUUUGCCGGACAAUUGGGGGAUGGAAGAGUGGUUAAUCUAUUUGAGAUCCCAAAACGUCCUGAUCUCGCCCAGCGGGAUUUUUUAAAGAAUCGAAAUUUGUAUGAAUUACAAUUGAAGGGGGCUGGGAAAACUCCAUAUUCGAGAUUUGCCGAUGGGAAGGCAGUAUUAAGAUCUUCUAUUCGGGAAUAUAUCAUGUCUGAACAUUUAAAUGCAAUAGGUAUACCUACUACCAGAGCAUUAGCUCUAACUUAUUUACCUACAACUUAUGCUCAACGAUAUGCAGCUGAGAAAUGUGCCAUAGUGGCAAGAUUUGCUGAAAGCUGGGUCAGAUUGGGUUCAUUUGAUUUAUAUAGAUGGAGAGGUGAUCGAGAAGGAAUCCGUGAAUUAUCAGACUAUGUAAUCUCUGAAUUAUUCACCAUUAACAAUGUCAAAUUUCCGAAUUUUGAACGUAUUUCCAAACUCAAACCUGAAUUAUUCCAAAAUCCUUCAAAUUCAAUUGGGGAACUUUCAGAAUAUGACAAAAUGUUUUAUGAAACCGUGGUUAGAAAUGCCGAAACAAUAGCCAUGACUCAAUGUUAUGGAUUCCUCAAUGGGGUUCUAAACACCGACAACACCUCGGUUUUAGGCCUCACGAUUGAUUUUGGUCCGUUUUCAAUCAUGGAUAAAUAUGAUCCAAGCUAUACACCAAAUCUGGAAGAUCAUGAACAUCGAUAUGGAUAUAGAAAUACUCCUACGGCAAUGUGGUGGAACCUAACUCGAUUCGGAGAGGAUUUGGCCGAAUUGAUAGGAGCGGGGCCUGAUAUAUUAGCAGAUCCGGAAUUUAAGAAUGGGAUUAAGUUGGAAUGGGAAGAAGGAAUAAUUAAACGAGCUACUAAAGUGAUUGGAAUUGGGGGUGAGAUGUUUCAAUAUGCGUUUACGAAGAAAUAUGUGGAGACGAUGUAUAAUCGAUUAGGACUUUCUCAUGGAUUAAUUGAUGAAAAGAACCCUGAUUUGAUGAAUGUGGAUGUUAUUGCUCCGAUGUUGGAGAUGUUGCGGAGGUUACAAAUUGAUUUUAAUUUGUUUUUUUUAAAACUACAAGAAUUAGACCUUAGUCUGGCUGAUUAUGUUAGUGUGGUGGAGAAUUCAUUAUUGAAUAAGAAUUUCGAUUUUGAGAGUUUGAGAUAUCCCAAAGAUCUACUCUUGAAAGAUAUAGCUGAUUGGUUAAGACUCUAUCACACUCUUCAAGAAAGAUCGUCAACUUCUGAGGUUCCUCCACCUGAUCCAAAGAAAUAUAACCCUCUUUUCUUACCCCGGAAUUGGAUAUUGGAUCAAGUGAUUAAACAAGCUCAAGAUUCGAAAUGUGAGGAUAUUACAUAUUUGAAAAAAUUGGAAAAGAUGAGUUUUUAUCCUUUUGAUAGACUGAAAUGGGGAGAUGAAUUGAAGGAAGUGGAGGAAUCUUGGUUGUUACAGGGGGAUAAAGGAGAGGAGUUUGCCAUGUUACAAUGUGGUUGUUCUAGUUAG